AAUGUCAACAAAAUGACGAUUUUUAGUGUCUAUAUUAUUAACAAAGCUGGAGGCUUAAUUUAUCAAUAUGACCACAGUACACCACGUCCAGAAGUAGAAAAAACAUUUAGCUUUCCACUGGAGUUGACAAAUAAAGUUUUUGUUGAGAAUAUAGUUGUGGCAUUUGGUGAAAGAGAUGGUAUAAAAGUUGGCCAUACACUUCUCUCUGUAAAUAUAAUUCCAGCCGAGGGAAAUCUCCAAGAUGGGCGUGAUAUACUUGAAGUUCUUUCUGCGGAUGAAAACUUUCCAAUCAAUAUAAAAUUUGGUAGACCCAAGUUAACAACCAAUGAGAGAAUUAUGUUAGCCAGCAUGUUUCAUUGACUAUUUGCAAUUGGAUCCCAGCUUUCUCCAGAGCAAAUGUCAUCUGGUAUAGAAACUUUGGAAACAGAUACAUUUAAACUCCAUUGUAUGCAGACUAUGACAGGAUUAAAAUUUAUUGUGAUAGCUGACCCACGUCAGGCAGCAGUAGACAUACUGUUGAAAAAAUUGUACGAAGUGUAUGCAGACUUUGCCCUGAAGAAUCCAUUCUACUCAUUAGAUAUACCAAUAAGGUGUGACUUGUUUGAUACUAAUCUUCAGUCGUCUAUAGAACAGGCAGAAAGACUGGGAAUCAGUAAUGUGUGAAUGGUGUAACUUUACGAGUACUAGUUAUAAUCCCUGACACAUCAUAAGAAAAGUGUGUAAAAGUCGUGAUUUUAGAGAACAGUGGACUAAUUAUUUAUAAUUAAUACAUACUUUUGUUUGGAAAUUUAUUUUAUAUGAAGUUGUGAUUGUCUUUGAAAAUUGUAGCUUAACUGCAGAAGUGAAAGGUUAGAAAAAUACGAGUGUUACUGAAGCAGAUGAGAGAUGAAACGAGCAUUGCAGGACAAAUUAAGAAAGAAAAUUAUGAAGAAAAAAGAAAUAGUUUAAGUUAAACUGUAAUGCACUUGUAAACAUUGCUUGAAUGUCAGUGCAGGUCAUUUGAGUAGAGCAUACAAUAUUAUUUUACCUUCAGCCCCAAUAUGGGUAAUAGUUUAUGAAUUUAUUAUCAUUAUUGUGUAAAAAAUGGUUGAAUACAAUGUACAUGUAAUGUUUUGGCCAUCAAGGACAGUGAUUCAAGAGAAUUCUUUAU
Mercenaria mercenaria is the source of this 1150-nucleotide messenger RNA. RefSeq names its product trafficking protein particle complex subunit 4-like. Gene Ontology annotation, cellular component: TRAPP complex. Lineage: Eukaryota; Metazoa; Mollusca; Bivalvia; Venerida; Veneridae. The record is from RefSeq and is a predicted model, not a curated record. Gene Ontology annotation, biological process: endoplasmic reticulum to Golgi vesicle-mediated transport.